Rhinolophus ferrumequinum (greater horseshoe bat) is the source of this 2445-nucleotide messenger RNA. RefSeq names its product NUBP iron-sulfur cluster assembly factor, mitochondrial (gene NUBPL). The transcript is spliced from 11 exons. The record is from RefSeq and is a predicted model, not a curated record. Gene Ontology annotation, biological process: iron-sulfur cluster assembly; mitochondrial respiratory chain complex I assembly. NCBI's taxonomy places the organism in Eukaryota, Metazoa, Chordata, Mammalia, Chiroptera, Rhinolophidae. Bases 38 to 997 code for a protein of 319 amino acids. Gene Ontology annotation, cellular component: mitochondrion. Gene Ontology annotation, molecular function: 4 iron, 4 sulfur cluster binding; ATP binding; ATP-dependent FeS chaperone activity.
CAGUUUCCGGGCUGGGCUGAGCGCCUUGUUCUUCGCCAUGGGGUCUUGGCAGCGUUUGCUGCUUUUUGGUGGGGUGUCGCUUCGGGGUGGUGGCGGGGCCCGUUCCCCGCUUGGGGGAAGCGGAGUGUUGGUUUGUCGGCGCCAGUUAUCUGACGCUGAGAAUGAGACCCUAAAACAAAGAAGAACACAAAUCAUGUCCCGAGGACUUCCAAAGCAGAAACCCAUAGAAGGUGUUAAACAAGUUAUAGUUGUGGCUUCUGGAAAGGGUGGAGUUGGAAAGUCUACUACAGCAGUGAACCUUGCACUUGCAAUGGCAGCGAAUGAUUCGUCAAAGACAGUUGGUUUGUUAGAUGUGGAUGUGUAUGGCCCUUCAAUUCCAAAGAUGAUGAAUCUGAAAGGAAAUCCAGAAUUAUCACAGAGUAACCUAAUGAGGCCUCUUUUGAAUUAUGGUAUAGCUUGUAUGUCCAUGGGUUUUCUAGUUGAAGAGACGGCACCAGUCGUCUGGAGAGGACUUAUGGUAAUGUCCGCCAUUGAGAAACUGUUGAGGCAGGUAGAUUGGGGUCAACUGGACUAUUUAGUUGUUGACAUGCCACCAGGAACUGGAGAUGUGCAGUUAUCAGUCUCCCAGAAUGUUCCCAUUUCAGGUGCUGUGAUUGUCUCCACGCCCCAGGACAUUGCACUGAUGGACGCACACAAGGGCGCUGAGAUGUUUCGCAAAGUCCAUGUACCUGUUCUGGGCCUUGUCCAAAAUAUGAGUGUUUUCCAGUGUCCAAAAUGUAAACACAAAACUCAUAUUUUUGGUGCUGACGGUGCAAGGAGACUCGCACGGACCCUUGAUCUUGAUGUCCUAGGAGACAUUCCCUUACAUCUUAAUAUAAGGGAAGCUUCAGAUACAGGCCAGCCGAUUGUGUUUUCACAGCCUGAAAGUGAUGAGGCCAAAGCUUACCUGCAGAUCGCUGCUGAAGUGGUACGAAGAUUGCCACCACCUCUGCAGUGAUUCCCUGAGUGUCCUGGAAACUUACCUGCUGCUUGACAGUGCGAAGACCUUUGGAAAUCAACAGUGUGGUGGUAAAGCCUACAGAAACAACAGCAAUCAUAGUUAUUUUCUUGUAUUUCUAAGGAAAUAAUGUCUCAUUUUAAGGUUUGAUUUGCUAAGCAGUAAAAUUUUUACAUAUCAAUGCUAACUGCUACAUUUAGGAAUUUUUUGAAAACUGAUGUGUACCAACUGAACAGAACUACAUUUUAUUUUAUUGAACUACCCCUUGAGGAAUCGUGAAUUUGUAUAACAAGCCCAACCUUCAAUUCAGGGGGAAACUGUGCUCAUUUCUCAGGACUGCAGAGCUAGUCAUUUAAAAUAUUUACUAAAUUUGUGUAAGGACAUAAGUGUGACACCCUUCCAUCAGGCAGUUUGGUCUGGGUUUGAAUCCUGCCUCGAAUACUAUCUUGGACACAUUCUUAAUAUAGAUUAAACCUCUACUUCUUCAUUUGGACCAGACUCCAUCCUCGACUUAAUGAAUCUGAAUCUCCAGGGGUGGGACAUGGACAUAUGUAUUUUUAACAAGAUCAUAAAGAUUUUGAUGAUUCUCAUAAUGACGGCAAUAAUAGUAAUAAUAAAGGCCAACGUUUAUCAUGUGUUUUCAUGUGUCCUUAUAGUUAAUCUUCCUUUUAUAUAAGUGGAGUACUAUUAUUAUCUCCGUUUUACAGAUGAAGAAACUGAGGUAUGGGAAAGUUAAAUGUCUUGCUGAGGGUUCCUAUUUCAGUAAGGGAUGGAGCUGGGGGAUUUAAACUUUGGCAGUUGGAUACUGAAUCCCUCCUUUUAUACACCAAAGGGCAUUUGUUUAUUUCAAAACAAAUAUAGUAUUCAGUAUUUCCUUGAACUCAUUUGAUCACCCCACCCCCUUUUAAGACCAUUUUAUGGAGUUCAAUUUUCAAAGAAUAUGCUUUGAAAAACAUGUGUCUUGUCUAGUUGAGGCUUAUAAAGUCAAGGGCUUCCCAAGGUCAAGAAGCAAGAUAGUUGUAAAGCUGCAAGUACUGGUAAGAGUCAUUAGUUAAUCCUCGAUUUCAAGGAAGUGGUCUAUGACCUUUGGCAAAUGCCUUGAUGUCCUUUCCUCUGUAGUUAAGGAUCCAGAAAAUCAGGCAAAGAGUUACAUGUCAUUAUAAACAUGUGUUCACACACUUGUGUUCACAUGGUUGUUUAUAGCAGCUUUAUUUGUAAUAGCCAAAACAACCCAGAGUUUUUCAGUGAGUGAAUGGUUAAACAAACAGUGGUAUAUCUAUACCAUGGAAUACUCAGCAAUAAAAAAGAAUAAACUUUUGGAUAUGUUCUACAUCCUGAAUAAAUUCCAGAGAAUUGGGAUUAGAAUGGAAAAGCUAAUCCCAAACUGUUAUGGACCAAAUGGUUCCAUUUAUAUAACAUUCUUGAAAUGACAAAAUUAUAGAAAUGGA